CCGCGCGGGGCAGAGCGCACGGGCGCGCGAACCCCGAUUCAAAAUGGCGGAGAGCGCUUAGCGGGCGGCGGCGGCGACCGAGAGAGAGAGAGAGACUCUCACUCCAUCAACAACAUCAACAACAACAACUAUUAGACAACAACAACAAGGUCACGGCUCGCCAACACCCAGCGGGGAACACGCCGCACCGCAAGCCGAGCCAAAGAACAAACGACAACCACCGCCGCCUGUACCAUCACUACCACCACCAUCACUACCACCACCAUCAGCGCCGCUGCCGACAGCAACAGCAGCAGCAGCCGCCCCGAGUAACCGCAGCAGCAGCAGUAGCAGCAUCGGCCUCGACUCCUCCACAGUAGUGGAGCCUCGGCGUCCUUGUAGUCGGCCUCUCCUGCACUCCAUCGGUCACGUCGUUCCGUAGCAUCUCCGUACCAUCAUCACCACCACCACCAUCAUCACCAUCGUCGUCGUCCUCACACUCAUCUCCGCCUCCAUUACCCCCCCCCCCACCCCGCCUAUCAAUCAGCAUCAGCCUCGUGUGCGAUCCGGCCGCACAAACCAGCCGUAGGUGUCAACGCAAUCUGGCUCCUGUACAGCCGUGAAUCGCCGGUCUCGUCCUCACAUCUCCCGGCAUUGUCUCGCGUUAGAUUCCCUCGACAUCAGCCGCAAGCUUCACAUUCAUCGUCGUCCCUCAUCCUCGCCUUCAUCUUCUUCCUCACCGCCCUUGGGGACUCACACCCCCCUCCCCGCCGCCGCCCGGCGGCUCCGUCCAAUGGCCGAGCCGCGUAGGGCCACACUGUCCACGGUCUCGGGCCCCUUCGUGGCGGACAAGAAGGCCGAGGGGGACGCGGGUGCCAAGGCGGCCAAGGCGACGACGGCUCAGCGCUUCGUGCUCACGCUGGGCGAGUCGACGGACGAGGCGUGCCCCGAGUUCUAUUACCCCGAGCUGCUGCUGAGAGCCGCCGCGGGUAAAACACCAAAGAAAAAUAACGACGACCCUUUUAAUGAAGAGGAGAGAGAACGGAAGGAAGUUGAAGCCCUGGCCAAAAAGUUUGAAGAGAAAUAUUCUACUUCAAAGCAAAAGCUUCGGAGAGAUCGAGUUCAGGAUCUGGUCGACAUUGGCUAUGGUUACGAUGAAACGGAUUCCUUUAUUGACAACUCGGAGGCAUACGACGAGUUGGUGCCCGCCUCGCUUACGACCAAGUACGGCGGCUUUUACAUCAACACGGGAACCCUGCAGUUUCGGCCGGCGUCGGAUUCGGAGGACGACAAUGCUUCUUCGAACCUGGACAAGCACAAGAAGCCACUAAAGAAAUUCAAGGAAGGAGAGGACAAGAUGAUGAAGAAGCGUAAAAGGAAAGAAGGACCCGAGAAAGAGAAAAUGCCUAAAAAGCUGAAAGUGCUCAAGCAAAUAGGAAUAACACCUCUGAAUUCUGACAAGUCCGAAAAGCAGAAGAAAAAGAAAAGCAAAGGAUCCAUUUCACUGCCGGAGAUGAUUGAGCGAUUCCAGAAGGAGAAAGAGGAGGCGGCAAUGAAGCAGGAAAAGGUGGCGCAGGCCUCACCGGCAUCCGGAAACUCUGUAAAUGCUACAAAUGCCAGCGCUCCAGAGGAGCUCGUAAAAGCACCUGUAAGCAAGCCAGAGCCCCUGCCAAUGCCAGACUGCUCUGCCGACCAGCUGCUGCCCAACCUGUUUGGGCCAGGCUGCGAUCUGGACCUACUUCAGGUGGUGGCCAACGCAGCACACAACCUGACCAGCCUUGACCUGGACAGUCUCCUGGAGGACUCGCCAAACAGCAGCCUCUCCCAGGAGUCGGAGGCUCCUUGCCAGCAGGCCCAGCUCAGUCCCAAGCUGCCAGAUGGGCUGCCUGCUCCACUUGACAUGAAAAUUAAGCAACUGGCAGAGGUUGCCAAAACGUGUGAUAGCGAGGGCAAGCAGAAGCUCUUCAGCCAAGAUGUCAGUCACAUCCUCCUAGACAUCGAAGUUCAGACAAAGGAGCUGAACAGCCAGCUGCGUGGAGGCGUCUACGCUCACGUGGCGUCCCUCCUGGGUUGCAGCAAGGAAUCUCUUUUAAGGCGCGCCAAGAAGCUCCAUCAGCAUGAGCAGGACGGACGUCUCAAGUCGCCGAUGCACAAGCUGCGGGACGCUGUGGGCGCCGUCAUGCCGGAGCAGACCGUGAAAUACCAGGAGACUUACCAGGCCCACACUCAGGCCAAGUACGCCAAAGUCGACAUCAAGGGAAUUAUGAGUGAAGAACGAGAAAGAGAAGAUAAAGAUAAAAAUGCCAGCGAUGAUGACGACGAUGACGAGAAGCCUGGCAAACGUGUGUUUGGUCCAAGAAAGAAAUUUCAGUGGAACACUGAGAUAAGGGAUUUGCUGUGUAAUGUGGUGAAAGUGAAGAUGGCAGGAUAUGACGCGGAGCGGAUUAAGUCACAGUCGGCCGAGGACUACCUGAAGGCCUUCCUAGAGGCCGAGGUGAAGCCGCUGUGGCCCAAGGGCUGGAUGCAGUCCAGAAUGCUAUUUAAGGAGAGUCGGGCAGUCCACGGCCACAUUACAGCAGCACCAAUACAAUAUACGGCAUUUAAAAAAGAAACUAGUACAAGUUGUUCAUUACAAGAAAAGAAAAGACAGGAAGUUUGUUGUAAAACCAAGAUUGAAUCGGCAAAUGUUAAAGAUGCGGCAAAAGAAAGUACAAAGAAGAAAUUCAUUCCUCCUGCAAAACCAAAGCUCAAGCAGGAUACGGGGCUGAAGCCUGAGCGCAAGCCUUUAAUUGCGACGACGGGCCUGGUCUCUGUGCGGCCGGGCACACCCAACGUGCUGCCUGCAAACGCACCUCUGACAGCGUCACCCGUGCCCACCAACACCAUGGCGAACCAGCCCGCGCAGCCAAAACCGAUGGUGCCGCAAGCCGCGGCGGUGGUGGCGCUCGGGCAGUCGGCGCUGGCCCAGCCCGCGGCAAUCCACUCCAGGCCCUCGAGUUCAUCGCCAUCGUCGGGUCCGUCCGGUGUCGUUCAGACGACUGUGGGAACGAGGACGGUCAUCGCGUCGCCAUCGUCCUCGUCGCCCAACUCCUCCGUGCUCGUCUCCGCUUUGCCCAUGCAGAGCAGGGGUCAGCACGUGGCUCCGCCCGUGUACAACAUCGACAACUCUCUGGACGACGAGUUGAUCUUGAACCCGGGAGUUCUUGGCAGCGUGACGGAAACCCUGGCUGCGCUCAACAACGCCGCGUUGAUAGACAAGCUCUGUCUGCCCGGGUUGUUGCUCGGAUCGUCGGACUCGAUUCCAAAAUCCGUCACCAGACAACCCACGUCCGGCCUGGAGAAGAAACCUGUGCAGCAAAACCCUCCUCCCUCGGCUACGGCAAGGUCGAGUCCCGUUCCUGCGGGCCACUACCCUCUCAGCCUAUUGGCUGACCAGGCGGCCAAUAGGAAGCAGCUUCCGCAGCAGGGUAAAUCGGCAAGUGGCCACCCGCAAGUGGUCAUUCAGGCUCACAGAAAUGUCAUCUCGGGCGUGACGCAACUGCAGAAGCAGAAAGCAGCGGGGGCCACCGUCGUUUCUCAUGCGCAUCAAAAACCCGCCCUGCAGCAGAGCUCGCACCGGCAGUACCAGCAGAACUCGAACCCUUCGGCCAAAGUGGCCAAUCAGCAAUACGUAAUAAAAACUUCGGUCGCGUCCCACAGCAAAGAUUCAUCGCAAAAGCAGCACCAGCCCCACAUACAGCAGCCCCACAUACAGCAGCACCACAACAUCAAAGUCUCGGACAGGUUGCCAUACAAGCAGUCGGACAUAAUUAAAAUACCCAUACAGAGCCACAGUUUGCCUCAGGCCAGCACGUUCCCAUCAAACUCGUUGGGGAAUAACACCAUGGGUAAUAUAAUAGCUGGAGUCAUUGGGCAUUCCGGUGUGUCCGCAAACUCGGCGUCUUCUGGACAAAAAUUCAAGAUGCCCUACUCUCCCUCAACUAAGGCUGCGUCCACAGGUGCGAUGGCCUCAUCCCACCCGUCGAACAGUCCCGUGCUCGGCUGCAGCCCAAAGAGGCUGGCAGCGGGCGCUCCGAAGCUCGGGCCGAAUAGCGGUUCGCCCGGCUCUGCAGGUGCAGCUCACGGCCUCGCCAGCACGGGAAAAGUGGCAGCCGCCUCCUCUCACAAGUCUCCAUCCCACCCGCCGCCUCCAUCCUCUUCCCCUGCUUCCUCCACGUCGCCCAACCAGAUCGUCUCGGGAAGCUCGCUGCUGGCCACGGGCACGGCGGCGGCAUUGCUGCCUACGACCUCUGUGUUGUUGGGUCCGAAAGCCACCGCUUCGUCAGCCCACAAGCCCACCUCCGCGUUGUCCCACAAACCGCCGCAGCCCGCCGGCGCCGUGGCGGCGGCGGCAGCCCAGCCAGCUCGGCCCGCGCUCCAUGCGCCCAUUCGCAACAUCCUCAUACCCGUCAACUUCACGGACUUCGACAGCGACGCGGCCAUGAGCGGGAGGGACGCCAUCAUAACGGGGCCUGCGCCAGGCACGUUCCACCACGGCCUCCCGCACAGUGAGUCCUCCCGUCGGGAGCUCGCAGACAGCGGGGAGAUGGUGGCGACGUGGACGAGCGGAGGCACUUUCGCCGCUCGUUGCAGAGGUCUCUAUACAGGCUUGCACUCUAGUCCUCAGCCGCAAGGGCCGCAGCCCCACUCUGCUUUGCCUGCCCGCUUUCCACAGUCUUUCCCAGAUGCAAGUUCGUUACAGAAAGACGCCUCCAACCUUCCGAGAAAAACUCAAUGACAUUUGUGCGAGAGCAAAGCGAAAAUCGGUGUGAAUUCAUACAAGUUUCAUUUUGGGCUGCUGUAUUAAAUGUGUAACCCCUUCAGACUGUUGCUCUCCCUCCCCCAACCAUCCCCACCCCCCAUCUUUGGGCAAAUGAAAAACUGGAUGGAAUUUUUCACGUGCUAUUGACGGCUACAAAUAAUGUUUAAAUGAUCGUCAUUAUUUGGUGCUGAUAAAAAAUUGCAUUUUUUGGCUUAAAAUCAAUUAAACUAAAUCUUGGGUCACAUCACAUUCUCUCUUUCACAAGCAGUUAAAAGUGGAUUGUGGUUCCGCCUGAAGUGAAACCGUUACCAUCAUGAACAAUGUUUGAGUAAAAAUGUAAGGAAAAGAGUACAAACAUUAUUUACAAACCUUAACUUCUAAUGCAAUCAGGGGCAAAACAUCUGCGUGGGUCAUUGACAAAAACAACCAAGCAAAAGUAUAAUAAAACAUGAAUGUAUGUCAGCAGUGAAGAUGUGUUUUCUAGGAACUUUGCAUUACAACAUCUUUGUGAGCAGUGUCCUUGGGUGUAGACAAUUUACUUUGACCAAGUUAGGCCUGAUAAUUGAAGCUGCCAGCAACGGAGACUUUCUGCGUCUUUUGAAAAAGGCUGCGUACUUUUACAGAUCUUAAGGGGAUGUUGCCAUGUGGGUGUAAUUGCUUGCACACCGGACUUGCGGAGGUCGCCACUUUGUCUCUUGGCGCGGCAGCUCAAGGGCAAGUUUAUUCAAUCUCCCCCCCCCACCUCUGUCCACCCAGAAAUAUAAAAUGGGUAAGUCGACCGGCAGGUUGCGUGUGGCGAGGAAAGGUUGGUGUACUCCUACCUCUUCCAAGGUGUAUGGUCAAUGUGGAAGAGUAGGCCAAAUAAUACCCUCUCGAGGAUUAUCUUUAGAGCCUCUCUGCAGUGGAGGCCCUUCUGCCAAUGGUGGCGUGAGCAAGCAAUUGCAGGGCUGCACCCUUACCUUUUUACACAUCUUAAGAGAUAUAUUGCCGUGUAUGGCUAUGGGAGAACAGCCUCAGUAUUGUCUUUCAUGCACCUGGGCCGAUCUGCACGACUCCAUCUGCUGCUCACAUUGACUAGUUGUAAUGUGGGUGAUGGUCAAGAGACAACCAGUGCCUUUCAUUAAAAAAAUAAUAAUGGUAAACGCUUGUCCAAAACUUUAAAAGGGGAAACAUCGAUUUUUUUUUCUCAUCUGCUCUGAACGUUUAUAGUAAGGUGUCAGAUUCCCUUACGAUAAUAUUUAAUUGUAACUACAGGCUUUUGGGUCAGCCUUCCAUUGUUGAAAUUCCUACCUUUACUGGAUGUUUGCGUUUAAUGAAUGAACAUGAUGUAAAGUAGGGAAGAUUCAAAAAGGUUAAACCAAGCUCAGGACAUCUCUCAUUUUGUGCAUUUUUCUCAUGUUCGUUUUCUUAUUUCUUGCACCCUUGCUGUAAACUGCUUUCCGCUUUUUUGAUUAUAGAAAUUGUACAAAAACUGAAAUAAAUGUGAGAUAAUGGUAAAGUGGUGAGAGCAUUUCCGGUGUUGUAUACCACUGCAUUCCCGUUACAUAUUUCACAAUGCAGAACGUGAGCACGUGCCAUUGUCCAUAUAUAAUAUACCUACUGAGAUAAUUACGUGUUUUAAAAAUGCACUUUGGGUUGGGUAAAUUCCUAUAUGCAAGCUUUUACUAACACAUAUGCUAAUUGAUGUAUAAAAUUAUCAACAUUUUGCUUGCUUUUCAAGUUCCUGGUUUGCUGAAAAACCAAAUCAAUCAGAAUAUUUGCCCAAGUAACAUUUCAUUGGCUGUCAGGGGGAGGGUAACAUUCAUAUACCGACAUAAUCU
Molecule: messenger RNA, 6600 nt
Organism: Lethenteron reissneri (Far Eastern brook lamprey)
Lineage: Eukaryota; Metazoa; Chordata; Hyperoartia; Petromyzontiformes; Petromyzontidae
Gene: UBN1
Product: ubinuclein 1
Biological process (GO): chromatin organization
Cellular component (GO): nucleus
Source: RefSeq, a predicted model, not a curated record